AUGACAAAAGACAUUCGUAAUGUACUACUCAUAAGGUUGCUGACAAUUUGUCGACAGCCCACGACCGGUUUCGCCCUUCUUCGGGCUCAUCAGGUAGCUCGGGUCCGUCACUUGGUUGUUGGUCUUCUCACCGAACUUCGUAUUUGGAUUGCCAACGUUUCAUCACCAAUCGAGGUGACAUCAUCACUUAACCCAGCACUGACGAUGUCUCCUCGAUUGGUGGUGAAACGUUUGCAAUCCAACUGCGCGAAUCCGCGAAUAGACCAACAAUCUGUAACCGUACCGAUAAUCCGCUCGAUUCGAUGGAGCAAUGGGUUGGUCGUUCCAUCAGUUUCGUUGGCAACGUCGGUCACAUCGUACCGACCACCACCCCGUAUGGUCUGUUCACAGGCCAAGAAAUCAGAUUCGGUUGCCGAGCCAGGCCAACCGUGGUGGGGGCGGGUUGGCAACUGGGUCAACCCAUGCGCCGCGAACCGCAACAUCACAGCGGUGAUGAACGCGUCCUACGAAAUCGGCAACCUCACGAGUUACGCGUCUCGCGCCACGGAGUUGCCUAGACGGCUGAUGGGACAGGAGAACAGGAUCCAUACCUCCGUGUACAAUCAGCGCAGCCUAAGAAGCAAGCGUGCAACUAACACCGUGUUGGUUGUUCAUCGUAAUAAGCACCCGUGUGGCCAGUACCCAUCAUCCAAUGGCGGUGCGGUGAAAGAACUAUCAGAAAAAGUCUUUCGUCAACGCGAAUCCGUCCUUACCGAACUUUUUGAACUUUCGCACAUCCGUACAGUUUAUCAUAUGUUCGUCGCGGUCUUGGUCCUCUUCUCUCUGAAUAUCAUUUGUCACGAUUUGUUCGGAGGUUCGACCGGUGAAUACAACGAUCAUGUGACCUUCUUUCAGUACGCUUUUGGUGGAUUUCGUGAAGUGAUUCUGUUCUGGCUCGGAAUGCUGGCGACCACAUUGUUUGUCCCUUUUCUUGGAUUCUUGGUUUGGUGCACAUGUCGUCCGGCAGUUUCAGGUCCGGUGACAUUUGAUUGGAUUAUGUUGAUCGCCUUCAUGAUCAUUCCCGUUCAGUUCACCGUUCACCACCAACUUCCACCUGCCAGCACGGCGACAGUUGUCCUGGAACAAGUCCGUAUGUUUAUGAAGUCGCAUGCGUUCAUACGGACUUCCGUCUCAACAGCAUUCCAAAGGCUAGAGGAUUCUAAACACAAACAAAAAGAUCACAAGAUCAACUAUAAUUUUGCGCAUUCCUGGAGCCCCGAUUUUUCCCAUUACCUUUAUUUUCUGUUUGCUCCCACUCUGGUCUACCGAGAAUCCUACCCACGUACGAAACAUAUUCGUUGGAGUUACGUUGCUUCAAAUUUCCUACAAGUCGGUGGAUGUGUGCUACUAAGCUAUUAUGUUUUAAUACGAUUUUGUUUCACGGAGUUUGUUGAAUUCGGUCGGACUUCCGACUACACUUUGCGUCAGUUCAUCCUCACUUCCACAGCUACAAGCAUUCCAGGUGGACUUGUGAUGCUUCUCACCUUCUUUGCCGCCCUCCAUUCAUGGUUGAAUGCGUUCGCAGAGAUGCUACGAUUUGGCGAUCGAUUGUUCUACAAGGAUUGGUGGAAUUCCACGGCAUUUAGUGCUUGGUACCGUACAUGGAACGUUGUGGUUCAUGACUGGUUGUACACCUAUGUUUACAAUGACAUCCAGAGGAUAAACAGUACCCCUCGUUCUAAAUCGAUCGCAACUGCAGUGGUCUUCUGGCUUUCCGCUGCGGUUCACGAAUAUAUCCUCUCUUCGACCUUCAGGUUUUUUUACCCAGUUCUUUUCGUAUUCUUUGCGUUUGCUGGAUAUCCCUUUGUCUAUUUGAAGGGAUCAUCGCGCUGUUGGAAUGUGCUUAUAUGGGUUUUGUUGUUCACUGGUUGGGGACAAAUGAUGUGUUUGUAUUCUAUGGAGUGGUAUGCGCGUAAAAAUUGCCAACCAAUUUACAACUCCUUUAUUGAUUUUUUUAUCCCUCAUAGUUGGUUUUGCCAACCAACCAAAUCUUGA
Messenger RNA from Opisthorchis viverrini, 2034 nucleotides. RefSeq lists its product as hypothetical. The coding region runs from base 1 to 2034 and encodes 677 amino acids. The transcript has 5 exons. NCBI's taxonomy places the organism in Eukaryota, Metazoa, Platyhelminthes, Trematoda, Opisthorchiida, Opisthorchiidae. Gene Ontology annotation, biological process: cholesterol metabolic process. Gene Ontology annotation, cellular component: endoplasmic reticulum membrane. The record is from RefSeq and is a predicted model, not a curated record.